Sporothrix brasiliensis 5110 is the source of this 1185-nucleotide messenger RNA. Its product is annotated as peroxin-14. Gene Ontology annotation, biological process: protein import into peroxisome matrix, docking. The transcript is spliced from 2 exons. Bases 1 to 1185 code for a protein of 394 amino acids. NCBI's taxonomy places the organism in Eukaryota, Fungi, Ascomycota, Sordariomycetes, Ophiostomatales, Ophiostomataceae. Gene Ontology annotation, cellular component: peroxisomal membrane; peroxisomal importomer complex. The record is from RefSeq and is a predicted model, not a curated record. Gene Ontology annotation, molecular function: signaling receptor binding.
AUGGCGAUCCGCGAGGAUCUGGUCGUAUCGGCGGCCAAGUUCCUCCAGGAUCCCUCGGUGGCCUCAUCGCCGCCGGAAAACCGCGUGGCCUUCUUGAAGGCCAAGAACCUGACACCCGAGGAGAUCACUGCCGCGCUUGCGCGGGCCGGUUUCGACAACGGCGGCAACGCCGGCCCGGUCAGCUAUGGUAUCUCGCCUCAGCCAUCAGCUCCCCCUCAGCAGCAGACCUUCUACGGCAACCCAUACGGCCAGCCACAACAGUACCCUCCUUACGGAUGGCAACCGCCGCCGCCACCCGAGGCCCUCCCACGGCGCGAUUGGCGCGACUGGUUCAUCAUGGCCACGAUCGUCGGCGGCGUUGGUUAUGGCCUGUACAGCAUGACCAAGAGAUACGUGUACCCCCUUGUUGCGCCCCCAACCCCGGAUCGGCUGGAGCAGGACAAGAAGGCCAUCGACGAGCAGUUCGAGCGUGCAUUUGCCCUCGUCGACCAGCUGGCCAAGGACACGGACGAGCUGAAGGCGGCUGAGAAGGAACGCACAGAACGGCUGGACCAGGCCCUCACAAACCUCGAGACGGUCAUCAAUGAGCUGAAAACGGCCAGCAAGCGCCGUGAGGAGGAUGCCGAGCGUCUGCGGGACGACGUGCGGGGACUCAAGGAUGCGCUGCCGAAAGCGCUUGACACGCAGCGCGAGGUCACGGACGGCCGCCUGCGCGAGGUGAACACGGAGCUCAAGGGCCUCAAGACGCUGAUCGGCCAGCGCAUGGGUGGCGGCAGCACGGCCACUGGUAGCUCGCCCGUGAACGGUGGUCCCAGCUACCUGCGCGCUGCCAGCGUGGCGCCGAGCUCGACAUCGGCGCCGUCCGUGGUGUCGGUUGAGAGCGAGGGCACGGAGACCGCGAACAAGGCGGCGGCGACGCCUUCCGCCAACCCUCUGGCGACGACGGUCGAGACGGUCAGCAACAACACUGGCAACAGCGGUUUCGUCAGCGGCUACUCGGCAGCCAACCUGACCAGCAACAGCAGCAGCCCGGCCCCGGCAGCGACGUCGCCGCCUUCGUCAUUCAGCUCCUCGGGCAAGGCCUCGAUCCCCGCGUGGCAGCGCGCCAUGCAGAAGCCGGCCGCUUCCACCAACGGCACUGCCAGCAGCAGCAGCGCACAGCCCGAGGCGUCCGGUAGCGCUUAG